Molecule: messenger RNA, 1380 nt
Organism: Hansenula anomala
Lineage: Eukaryota; Fungi; Ascomycota; Saccharomycetes; Phaffomycetales; Wickerhamomycetaceae
Gene: ALG7
Product: UDP-N-acetylglucosamine--dolichyl-phosphate N-acetylglucosaminephosphotransferase
Exons: 1
Coding region: 1-1380 (459 amino acids)
Biological process (GO): protein N-linked glycosylation; dolichol-linked oligosaccharide biosynthetic process
Cellular component (GO): membrane
Molecular function (GO): UDP-N-acetylglucosamine-dolichyl-phosphate N-acetylglucosaminephosphotransferase activity
Source: RefSeq, a predicted model, not a curated record
AUGGCAUUCUUGGAUCUUGGUCUCCUGGUUGUGGCUAUUGCACUGGUCUGGUCUGCCAGUGGGGCUAAUAGAUCACUCCAAGCUUCCAUUGGGUUUGCAAUCUUUGGUUAUGUUUCAACAAACUAUCUAAUACCCAGAUUAGCACCAUCUUUUACUAAAAUUGGUCUUUUUGGUAAAGAUCUCUCCAAACCGAAUAAGCCAAUAAUCCCUGAAACGGUUGGUGCUGUCGCUGCUACAUCUUAUUUAUUCGUCAUGUUUUUCUUCAUCCCAUUCUUAUUUUAUAAAUAUCUUGUCACUUCAACAACAGGUGGUGGUAAUAGAGAAGGUGGUACAAAUCUCGGUGAUGAUAAUACUGAAUUGUUUCCACAUGAUAAACUAGCAGGGUAUCUAAGUGCCAUUUUGUGUCUUGAAAGUACAGUUUUAUUGGGUGUUGCUGAUGAUUUGUUUGAUAUUAGAUGGAGACAUAAAUUCUUCUUGCCAGCUAUAGCGGCUAUCCCAUUAUUAAUUGUCUAUUAUGUUGAUUUUGGUAUUACACACGUUUUGGUUCCAACCCAAUUUUUACAAGAUUAUUUCCAAACUACAUUGAUUGAAUUAGGUGGGUUUUAUUAUGUUUAUAUGGCUGCAGUUGCAAUUUUUUGUCCAAAUUCAAUCAACAUCUUGGCUGGUGUUAAUGGAUUAGAAGUUGGCCAAAGUGUUGUUCUUGCCAUUAUUCUAUUGAUCAAUGAUGGUUGUUAUUUAAUCUCGGGUCAAGUACCAGCUAGGGAAUCGCAUUUAUUUUCAGCUUGUCUAUUGUUCCCAUUCUUGGGUGUUUCAUUAGCAUUGUUAAAAUACAAUUGGUGGCCUUCACAAGUGUUUGUUGGUGACACUUAUUGUUAUUUUGCAGGUAUGGUAUUUGCAGUUGUUGGAAUCUUGGGACAUUUCUCGAAAACAUUGUUAUUGUUUUUCAUACCACAAAUUUUCAACUUUAUGUAUUCAGUUCCUCAAUUAUUUGGAAUAAUUCCUUGCCCAAGACAUAGAAUGCCAAGAUUCAAUUUGGAAGAUGGAUUCAUGUAUCCAUCUCAUGCUAAAUUUGAGAAACCGUUGCCAACUGUAAUUGAAAAAGUGUUGUACUUAUUGAACAAUUUGAAAUUGUUAAAGAUUGUUGAAGGUGAAAUUGAAGUUGAAAAAAACGGCAAGACAAUUAAAAAGAAGGCCAUUACAGAAUCAAACAACUUUACAUUGAUCAACUUGGUGUUGGUUUGGUUUGGACCUUUAAGAGAAGAUAAAUUAUGUUUGACUUUGUUAAUUAUUCAAUUCAGUAUCGGAAUGUUAGCUAUAGUGGGGAGACAUACUAUUGGACCAUGGUUAUUUGGCUAUGAUAACUUGUGGGUUGUACAAUAA